Molecule: messenger RNA, 6673 nt
Organism: Fimicolochytrium jonesii
Lineage: Eukaryota; Fungi; Chytridiomycota; Chytridiomycetes; Spizellomycetales; Powellomycetaceae
Product: peptidase family C50-domain-containing protein
Exons: 9
Coding region: 222-6548 (2108 amino acids)
Biological process (GO): proteolysis; meiotic chromosome separation
Cellular component (GO): nucleus; mitotic spindle pole body; cytoplasm
Molecular function (GO): cysteine-type endopeptidase activity; protein binding
Source: RefSeq, a predicted model, not a curated record
AAAAAACCUUGAAAGUUGAUCUAUUGAACCCUUCAGGCGACGCGCUCACACGCGUUACGGAACCUGUCCGCCCCCUUCGGACAUUGUUGCCCGAGUUUAUCAACUUUCCCACGCAGUCUGGCGGUUUCGAAAAUGGAAACGGCAACUUGCAUGGGAAUCCCAUCUUUCAAGCAUCUGGCCAUUUCAGGUUCAAGGGGUCACGUCUCCCUCGCUAAAGUGAUAUGACGAUUCGCAAGGACUUGCCGUCGCCUGCGACCCCAGAUGCAGUCCUCAACGGGCUGGCAAAUUUAGCUACUAUCGACUCGACCGUACAAGAGAACCUUCGGCAACUGCUCCAUCGACAAGCACGACCCGUGAAGACUCAAAGCUUAACUUUAGCACAGACGGCUGGAAAACCUCGUACCCGAACGCGACCAAUCUUCAAAGCGAAUAAGGAGAAUGUGGGAAAUGGGAAUGUCAAUGGGAAAGGGAAGGGGGAGAAUGCGUGGGCUCAGGCGGCCGCUCCGGAGUUUGAAAUAGGACCGUUUGCUCUUAAGCUUAUCAACCAGUGCAUGAAGGUGCUCGCUGGGCUAGUAAACGCUCCAACGGUAGACGGGGCCAAACCAGCUGAGCCUGCUUCAGGAGAGUCGGGAAAAGCAUGUCCUGAGGGUGACACAACCGAUGUUGAAGCGAAGCAGGCACAGCAGCCUGUUCCUAUGUCAAAACGACGGAUGCCGAGUGGGCGCUCAACGGGGACGAAGCCGGCACUCGCGGAUACGAGCAAUGCGAGAUCGCAACGAGUGCUUUCGGACGGAAAGAAACGGCUACCGAAAUCAAAUGACACCCCACAGAUGGAGAAAGUAACAUGCCUCGCGCAAUGCUUCUCCGACGCUUUCUCCGUGUUGCAUAAAGCAGGAGUCGACAAGGUGAUAGAGCCAUAUGCCUUGUACAGAGUGGCAUGCAACUUCGCUGCCCGUCUCGCUGAUCUUUCGAAGUACAGUGAAGCCCUGGAUAUCCUAUCUCUCGUGUAUCAGGAGCUGUGGGCCGGAGGUUCUGCUCUUCCCACGAAACCUCCCGCAAAGAAACCAUUGAGGUCGGCAACUAACAUAUCCGCAGCGAGGCGACCAGCGGCAAAGAGUAUUUCGAGGCGCACAUCUAAACAGGAAACUCCUGCAACAGCAACAAUAUGUCGGUUACUGCGACCCCCCCUGGUGCAAGAAGAAGAACAAUCCUCCGCGCGGCUGGCAGUGGGAAUCACAUGUGCCAACGUCGCGCUACGAUGCAUUUUAGCUACCACGACAUCAGCUAAUUGGAAGAGUAUAGAGGCGGCUGUACUGGACGAAACCGGCGUACUAGCAGCGUGCGCUCACUGCAAACGUAUGGACGUCGUGGCCGGCGGGAGGCAUUUUGAAGGCUUCUUUCGACUCCUCUACCGUUGGUCUUUGAGUGCCAAAGAUUGGAGUCCUAGAGCUUUGCUGGACGUGCGGAGGGUAGCGCUGAUGUUUUACGUGGAGUCCCCGUUGUACACCGACGCCGGAUUUGCGGAUCAAGCUUUGAAGUUUGCGCUCGUGUACGACCAGGCUCUACGGACGAGUGGAGAUAGUUUAGAAGCAUUGGUUGCGUACUACCAAGCCGUGCUGGAAUUGGCGGAAGUUCUUUCGGCAAAAGGGAGGAGACCAUCUCAGUGCAAAUGGGGCGAUCAUGCUCUCAGCAUCUUCAAGAAGUUCCAGAAGUACGGGCUGGCUGAUCGUUUGAUCGCUUACACUGAAGCGCUACAUGUCUCGGAAACCAGCGAGAGCAAGGAACUGCUCACCAGAGCGACCACAGCUUUCGCAGAACUGUCAAAGGAGCCAGGAGAUCUUCCCUCUCUGGGUUUAAACGACUGUUACAUUGCAACACUGCGCGAUAUAAUCGCAGCUAUAGAGCGUGAAGGAACGAACGAGAAGCUCUUGCGGCAGUUGGCGCAACAUUUUGCCCGAAACAUGGACGCUCUGUGGAAAACAGCCGAGAAAAUUGGCGUUUCAAUCUCGGAAACUGAGAAGCUGCAACAGGAGCGAGGAUGGUCCCCACUCUUCCUUGUAGUUGUCGAGGUUUACGUUGCUUUCAGGACGGCCGGAGAGCGAUUGGGUGCUGACGGAAGCACCGUCAUCGACCUUUUAAACCGCAUAGGACCGGCGAUUCUCAGCUUCCGUAACGCUUUAGCAAGACUUUGCGUGUUGCUCCCUACCGCUGAUAACAAUAAUUACUACACGGCGCACCUAACGGCCGCGAUCAAGCUUGCCGAUGAUCUCGGGUAUUGGACGGGACUCAAAUUUAUCAGCAAUACUGCGUUUUUCGUCGGUGGUAUACACUACAAAUCGAAAGAGUGGCACAAAGCGAAUGACGACUUUCAGCUUUCGUGCUCGUUGAUGGCCCGCUUCCUGCAGCCCGAUGUCGUGAGCGCGGAAGCUGCAACAGCCGCGGCCCAGGACAACCAUAACGCCGAGCGAAGUCAGCUGUCGACUCGAUAUCAAUUCUUGGCAACGACGUCGCAUAUGAUGGGAAACACCGUCGUCGCGUUGGAUGCGUUGCACGAGGCCGCACUCGUGAUACGACAUCCCUCGGCCUGCCAGGCGAAUGGUGUGACAUCCCUGAAGCCCUUAAUUGAACGAUACGUCAAGAUAGCUAUAUCGGACGGAGAGUCCACCUAUGAAUCCAUCUCUGCAAUGGUGGGAUUGGCCAUUUGCGAGCGUAGCGAUUGCAGAGCGGCGUUUGGGCAACUGGAAAGGAGUGUGGUGCAAGGUUCUCGGGGGUCGGAAAGUCGAAUCGCGCUGGCGCAGGGACAUAUUCUCGACUGGCUGCUCGAACUUUACGACGAGCACCAUCCCGUCCAGCGAGCAAGGGUUCUGGUCGAGAAGGCCAGCCUGAUGCACAACAUGAAGCAUCUUGUUGAUGACGAGAAGUUGGAAGAAUGCGAGAACCUGUGCCAGAGCGCCGUUGAGAUCCUGAAAACAGCGACAUGUGACGAUGCGUUUGGAGAAGAUGCACGCUUCAAAGAUCAAUGCCAGAACGAGUUAGCCAACGCUUACUCUGUGCUUGGCUUUCUCUUAACUGACCGCGGAGGCUAUCAAGCAAAACCAUGGUCCAUGGCCUUGACGAUAUGGCAGAACCUCCUCAGACGAGUUCCUCUCUUCACGCACGCCCUCAAAAUUACAGUGGAGAAACCGAAGGCUGCGGCAUUCUUCUACGACUUGAGAGCUACUUACAACCAUAUUCAUGUAAUGGCGAAAUAUUUUGCCAUGCUCAAGCAGUGGCUAAAUCAGAUUUUGUGCCUCCGACUUCUGUUGCGAUUGACCACUCUCAUGGCCGGGAUCGAGGAGAUCGCUCUCGACGCGCCAUCACUGUACUCGGAUAUCGGUCAUGCGUACGUGUCGCUUGGGUACACGGGUCAGGGUGGAGUGGCCUUCGCACAAGGCCUUGCCUUUGUUGCCGGGAGCAGAUGCUCACCGCAAUCCGCUGCGUACUGCCAACUGUCCUAUGCCUACUACUUGUACCAUCUGGGCAACGAAGAAAAGAGCGACGCUACACUGAAAAAUCUGUCCAUGGCUGAGGCGAAAUCGGGAGAAACACUCAAGCACAUUGCCCUAGAGCCUUUCCGGCACCUUGUGAACGCGCAUAUCGCUCUAGGCAAGGGUGAUCUGGUAGCUGCGAUCGUCGAAGGAGAAAAAGCACUUAGAGGACUCAACCGGAUUGUGAAUCGAUUGAAGGUGUCAAGGAAUUCGGACGUUGACGAGCUGACGACUUCGAUGCAUCAACUCCGUUUAGACAGCGAAGCAUCCUCGUCACAAUCGAAACUUCGUCAGAAUCUGAAGCGGUCCGAUCAAUGGCAUUUGACACAACAGCUGCUAAACACGUAUGCAUGUCUAGGCCGACUAUACAUGAGCCGUGGAUCUAUAGCGGAAGCCGAACAUUUCUUGGCGCAAGGAUUGGACCUCGCAACAGCAGUUCAGUCGCACGUCUACGUCAGCGACUUGCAGCUUCUUCUGGCCGAGAUCGACUUCCGACAAAAGAUGCUAAAAGAUAGCACGACGAAACUGGGAGAGGCUGUUCAAUCCCAAUCUAAACUUUCGCCAGAUGUCGCCAUCAAAGACAUUGUCGAGUAUCACAUCUGUCAAGGCGACAAUGAAGUAAGGAUUGAAGACUUUGAUGCGGCUCUAGCCUCGUACAGCCAGGCGGAAGUCUUGUUGGAUAGCGCGAUGACACCUGCCGUCAUAUCAGCACUGGAGGAGGACAAAUCACCGGGCGGGAUUGAAACCCCACGUGAGAAGAAGGUCGUCAGCAUCGUCGCCGGUCCUCGACCUAAAGAUGCGGAACCGACUAUUCGACCCGAAUGCCUUGUGCUCUCCGAUCUUAAAGUACGGGUGUGCGCCAAAGCUGCUACGGCCUUGUGCGGGCAGAGCAAGAUUGCUGAAUCCGAAGCAACGCUCCUCAAGGGAAGGGAUUUGCAGCAAAGUGGUCUGGAACAACCCGGGCUAGUAACCGCCCUGGCAAAGUUGCAAUCCCAAAAACUGGAGGACAAUCUGGCAGGCAAUCCGCUCUUCUCCGUCUUCAACGAGGCGGCUUUCUCGCUACCGUGGAAUGUACCGAAAGCCAAAACGGGAAGCGCGAAGCAAACCAAGGCAUAUAAGGCUGGCGCACUGCUGUCCAAGAAUAUUGGGCUUGUAUAUGAUCUGUUCAAGAAUGCGCAUAAGAUGUCGUUCCCGCAUGGCAACCCGGAGUUGAUUCAUGAACUCGGUCAUGGAAUGGCAUACUUGAAUGUCAUGAAGGCGUACUUGACAUGCGGCGCGGAGGCUACUGAUGCAAAGGAACUGGCCAUUAUGACUAUCCUGGACAUUGAAAGGACGAAGGGCCUGACGAUGUCUCGCGAACUACUUUCGACGCUGCAUGAGAAAGGCGGAGUGCAGGCGACACCGAAUGGCGCUACUGCGGAGACCAUCAAGAGUGAGCGUCUCCGAUGUCAGUAUCAGAACUAUCUGCGCCAAGCCAACUGGACGAUGACCGAGUUCUCCAACGAAUUCCUCGAGAUUCUUCCAUACGACUGGGUGGUGUGCUCCAUAUCUGUUGAUCUAGAGCGAGAAGACAUGUACGUUUCUCGGAUGGAACGCGGCACCACCCCCAUUGUCUUGCGCAUGCCGCUUAACCGGCAAGCAAUGCGCGACGCCGCUGAAGGCGGACUGUCGUACACCGAUGUGGUCGAUGAAUUGAAGGUCAUUCUGGAGGAAAGCAACGCCACGACCCGCGACAUCGCCACUUGCGUGACGAAAGACCAGAAACGGCAAUGGUGGGAUACUCGCAAGGCACUCGACACCCGCAUCAAAGAUCUGCUAGACCAGAUAGAACUGUCGUGGCUAGGGGCGUUCAGGGGAUUGCUGGCGACAGAUCAAUUUGACUCGUACCCUGUGCAAAAUGCGUUGACUGCCUUCAAGAAACAGCUGGAAGCUAUUGCAUACAAGGCCGUGGGACGGAAAACUGUUCGUGGCAAGGCGGUCAAGAUGCUUGAACUCGAUGAAGGCAUGUGCAAAAUGCUUCUCCGACUAGGACCGAAGCCCCACUAUGAUGAGAUCGAAGAUGCGCUGUUUUACCUCUUGGACUCGUAUCACUACAGUGGAGUUGGGAUCGACUAUGCGGAGCUUGAGAUCUGUGCUCUCACUGACGAGAUCAGCGAAGCCAUCGCCCAGUUCCAUGAAGUGUAUACCAACCUCAGGUCGACUUCACAGACCACAACGGCGCAAAAGCACGUCAUCCUGAUACCAGAUAAACAUCUUCAUAUGAUCCCAUGGGAAAGCACGUCAGUAUUACGAGGCGAACCGGUGUGCCGUGUGCCUUCCAUCUUCAGUUUACGGGACAUCCUGGUGGACGUGGGCCAUGGCACGAGACGAGCACUACGCGCGGGGGAGGAUGAGCUUCGGGGAAACGGAAAGGAUGGAGGCCGGGACGAGACGUGGUCACGGUUGAAUGUUGAUCCGACCAAUGCGUACUAUGCGUUGAACCCCAGUGGAGACUUGGUGCAUACUGAAAAGACAUUCAAGGAAAUGGUGACGAGUCGAGCGGCAUGGGAGGGCGUAGUCAGCAGCAUCCCCUCCGAAGACGAUAUCGCAUCAGCCCUCGAGUCCAAAGACAUGUACAUAUACUUUGGCCACGGCGGUGGGAACCAGUACAUCCGAGGCCACCGCAUCCGCCAACUAUCCCAGAGUUCCGUGGCGCUGCUCUUCGGGUGCAGCAGCGGAUACCUGAAACCUGCGGGAGAGUACGACCCGCAUGGCGUACCAUUGAAUUAUCUGAUGGGUGGAAGCCGAGCAAUCCUCGCAAAUCUAUGGGACGUCACAGACCGCGACAUUGACCGGUUUACGCUCAAGAUGUUCGAGGAGUGGGGCCUCUCUUCUGAACCGUCGGAUUCGGAUCCGAACGCAACCGAGCGGCCAAAAUCCAUGGCCGAAGCCGUGAUGCUUAGUCGGAAGGCGUGCAAAUUCGGAUACCUGACGGGCGCGGCGCCGGUGGUGUAUGGCGUGCCUACGUAUCUGAGGCGGUAAUUCCCUGAGAAAUGUCAUUUACAGGAGAGGCGCCGUGAUUCAAAUACAAUAAGCAUGACAUGCAAAAGCGGCAAAUUCUAUUUGGCAAUGUGGAAACAUUGUAGAUACAAUAUGAAAUAUGAGAG